Menidia menidia (Atlantic silverside) is the source of this 849-nucleotide messenger RNA. Lineage: Eukaryota; Metazoa; Chordata; Actinopteri; Atheriniformes; Atherinopsidae. The record is from the annotation of a GenBank genome assembly.
UUCGGCAGCUGUCUGCUGCUCGUGGCGCUGAGCUGGCGCGCGUCCACGGGGCUGCCGGUGCCGUCCGGGAGCGCAGAGAGCAGCGCGCAGUGCGCAGGGCUCUUCAGGGGACUCCUGCUGAACAUCACCGAACUUCUGAAGAGCAAGGACUUGUGCCACGGCUUGAUUUCAUCCAACGAACUGACGGUGCUAAACGGGAAUACUGUUCAGGCCUGCGCGCCCAUUCUGACUCAGAACUCUGGUUGCCUGAUGCAAACAAAAUCAUCCUUCAAUGAGAGCGAAUGUGUGCAGAGCAUCUUCAGAGACCUGGCCUUUUAUGAUUCUGCAAUUCAGCACUACCUCAAGUCCUCGUAUUACCGUCCCGAAAUAGAAGAUCCCCUCCUGAGCCCGACUCUGGGAAUCAUACAGAACCUUAGGAAGAACUGCUCUCUGAUGUCGGAUGGAGGGAACUACUCCACAGAGGAUGAUGCUUCCACCAUGUGGGAAAAAAACUCCUUCGAAAACCGCAAGAAGAUGUGUAAGAUGAUGAGAGGCUUUCAUGCCCGCACCAUCACCUUCAACAGAGCUAUGGGCUACAUCUCCUCAGGAGACCACCGGAAGUAAAAGCCCCAAAACCUCAUCCACCAUCACCAUUACUACAAUAUCAUUUCCAAUGUCUUUUCCCCUUAAAGUCAUCACAACUUACCAAGUCCUAACAACCAUUCGCUGUCGUCAGAACGAGCAGCUGUGUGCAAAUCUGUUGGCUGCUCAGAUAUAAGCUAACUUUAUUGACUCCAGAGUCAAUAAAACUGUCACAGAUUAGGAAGGAAGCCACGUUGGCUCAGUUUAUGAAUGUAUUCCAAUAUUUGG